Messenger RNA from Colletotrichum acutatum, 1317 nucleotides. Its product is annotated as nicotinate-nucleotide diphosphorylase. The transcript is spliced from 2 exons. Gene Ontology annotation, cellular component: cytoplasm. Lineage: Eukaryota; Fungi; Ascomycota; Sordariomycetes; Glomerellales; Glomerellaceae. Bases 348 to 1262 code for a protein of 304 amino acids. Gene Ontology annotation, biological process: quinolinate catabolic process; NAD+ biosynthetic process. Gene Ontology annotation, molecular function: nicotinate-nucleotide diphosphorylase (carboxylating) activity. The record is from RefSeq and is a predicted model, not a curated record.
UUCACUGGUUCGGAACUUCGUGUAAGUCGAAGGGGAGACCUGCGGCCGCCAGUCGCCGCCAGCUGUUCAACUACCCCGCCCAGCUGCCGACGCUAACCCCACCAUCGGCAGAAGACGGCACCGACAGAAGCCGGCAACGGCAACAACGUCAACGAAUCCGAACCGUGGCGAUUAACCUUUGAGUCUUUGAGUCUUCCAGUUUUACAAAUUCCCUCCUUUCUCUCAAUCGCCGACACCCUCUUCCUCCCGACCCCCAAAACGACCCGGUCUCUUCGUCCUCUCGCCUAUUACACGACAUCACCGUCUAAACGAAUCCGAUCCGAAGCGAACCCCUCCACACCUCCACAAUGGAAGACGUCCCCCUCGAGCACGGCUCCCCGGAGCACCUCCUCCCGCCCAGCUGGAAGACAAUGGUUACAGCCUGGCUCGCCGAAGACACUCCUUCCUUCGACUACGGCGGCUUCGUCGUCGGCGCCGCCCCGCGCACUGCAACCCUCUGGGGUAAAUCUGGCGGCAUCGUCGCCGGCCGGCCCUUUGUCGACGAGGUCUUUGCGCAGUGCGGCUGCACCGUCGAGUGGCACGUCAAAGAGGGCUCCCACGUCGAGCUCCGCGGCCACGGAGACCAUAACCCGAAAGGCAAGAUGCGCGUCGCGACCGUCUCGGGACCCACGCGCGGGAUCUUGUUGGGGGAGCGGGUGGCGCUGAAUACGCUUGCGCGGUGCUCUGGCGUGGCGAGCAUGACGAGGGGUAUGUUGGUGAAUUUGAGGGCGGCCGGGUAUGCCGGUGUGCUGGCGGGUACGCGCAAGACGACGCCUGGGUUCCGGUUGGUGGAGAAGUACGGUAUGCUUGUGGGCGGUGCGGACGCGCAUAGGCAUGAUUUGAGUUCGAUGAUUAUGUUGAAGGAUAAUCAUGUCUGGAGCAAGGGGAGCAUCACGAAUGCGGUCAAGGCGGCCAAGAGCGUGGGCGGGUUCAGUUUGAAGGUCGAGGUGGAGGUGCAGAGCGAGGAGGAGGCGGACGAGGCGAUUGCGGCCGGGGCGGAUGUCGUCAUGCUGGAUAACUUUACGGGCGAGGGGGUCAAGAUUGCGGCCAAGAGCUUGAAGGAGAAGUGGGCGGGGAAGAAGCACUUUUUGGUCGAGGUCUCUGGUGGUUUGACGUUGGAGAACGUCGAGAACUAUGUGUGUAAUGAUGUUGAUAUUGUUUCGACAAGUGCCAUUCACCAAGGCGUACCGCACGUUGACUUCUCACUCAAGGUUGAGCACUAGCUUUGAUCAGUUUAGCGGUAAAUUAAAUCAAAAACACCAUGAUACCUCAGCUCAC